AUGGGAAACCUUAGAUGGACGCCGCAAUGGGUCACUCGUACCCAAACUCAGAUCGACCCCCGGUCACCGCAGUCGAUGUUGCAGAUUGAGAAUGAAUAUACGGGCAAUGACUUUUCUGCAUCAGUAAAAGUUCUCAACCCAUCACUAUUGGAAGGCGGGUUGACUGCCAUUGUGAUCGGAGACUACAUGCAGUCUAUCACUCCAAAACUUGCCCUGGGUCUGGAAGGUGUCUGGCAAAGAGCUUCAAUGGGCGCAAAACCCGAGACUGCGGUAUCAUAUGCCGCACGAUACAAGAAUGCAGACUGGAUAGCUAGCGCGCAGGUGCACGCUUCAGGUCAGCUAGGAGCCUCGUAUUGGAAACGACUAUCAGAAAAGGUCGACGCCGGAGUCGAUUGUCAGCUACAGUUUGCUCCUGGUAUGGGAGGUGCAGGCAUGUUCAGUGGUAUGCGAAAAGAGGGUCAAACGACCGUGGGCGUUAAAUACAACUUUGCUACAGCUGUCUAUCGUGCACAGGUCGACAGCGCUGGAAAGGUUGGAUGUGUACUGGAAAAGCGAGUCGGUCCAGCUAUCACCCUCAACUUUGCCGCUGAGAUCGAUCAGUGGAAGGGAACCCAUAAGCUCGGUCUUGGUGUCUCAAUAGAAACCAGCCCAGAAGAACUCGAAGCGAAAAUGCAGAGCGGAGAAAUCCAGAACGAUAUCCCACCUCCAUACUAG
This is a messenger RNA of Lithohypha guttulata, 714 nucleotides long. It is a transcript of the gene TOM40, whose product is annotated as translocase of outer mitochondrial membrane. Gene Ontology annotation, cellular component: mitochondrial outer membrane; mitochondrial outer membrane translocase complex. The transcript is spliced from 2 exons. Gene Ontology annotation, biological process: protein import into mitochondrial matrix. Lineage: Eukaryota; Fungi; Ascomycota; Eurotiomycetes; Chaetothyriales; Trichomeriaceae. Gene Ontology annotation, molecular function: transmembrane protein transporter activity. The record is from RefSeq and is a predicted model, not a curated record. Bases 1 to 714 code for a protein of 237 amino acids.